Culex pipiens pallens (northern house mosquito) is the source of this 1357-nucleotide messenger RNA. RefSeq names its product 2-methoxy-6-polyprenyl-1,4-benzoquinol methylase, mitochondrial (gene Coq5). NCBI's taxonomy places the organism in Eukaryota, Metazoa, Arthropoda, Insecta, Diptera, Culicidae. The coding region runs from base 72 to 956 and encodes 294 amino acids. The transcript is spliced from 4 exons. Gene Ontology annotation, biological process: ubiquinone biosynthetic process. The record is from RefSeq and is a predicted model, not a curated record. Gene Ontology annotation, molecular function: methyltransferase activity.
AUCAGUUCGGUGUUUAGCUGAUGGAAAGUCAUUAACUUUUAAAUUAUAUCGAACAUUAUUUAAGUAUCAAAAUGCUGCCCCAAGGGAGUCGCGUCUUACGUCGAUUAAUUCCGGCAAGAUUACCUGCAAGAAGCUUUACAUCAGCGGCGGCCCAAUCCGGUGCUGGCCAGCCGGAACAGCAAGACGCGGAGACGCACUUUGGCUUCGAAACGGUGAAGGAAAGUGAAAAGUGGCGCAAAGUGCAUAAAGUUUUCGUGGAAGUGGCAUCUUCCUACGAUCUGAUGAACGAUGCCAUGUCGCUCGGGAUUCACCGCGUCUGGAAGGACAUCUUCAUGGAGCGGCUCGGGCCCAUUGGCGGUGGCAAUCGGUUGCUGGACAUGGCCGGUGGAACCGGCGAUAUCGCGUUCCGGUAUCUCAAGUAUUUGAACAAUCAACCGCAGGACGGGGAACAGCCGAACCACGUGACGGUAUCGGACAUCAACCAGAACAUGCUAGACGUCGGGCAGGCAAGGUUCAAGAAUCUGGGAAUUCAACCUAGCAAUUGCACAGUGGAUUGGGUCUGUGCGGACGCGGAAAAGCUUCCAUUUGAAGACAAUUCUUACACUGCCUAUACGAUAGCUUUUGGAAUUCGAAACGUGACUCACAUCGAUCGGGCACUCUCCGAAGCUUACCGCGUGUUGAAGCCAGGAGGACGAUUCUUGUGUUUGGAAUUCAGUCACGUCACGAACGACUAUCUUCGAUGGGCGUACGACCAGUACUCCUUCCAAGUGAUUCCUCCGAUGGGACAAAUCCUCGCCAGUCAGUGGCAACCGUACCAGUACCUGGUGGAAAGUAUCCGAAAGUUCCCCAAGCAGGACGACUUUAAGGAAAUGAUAAAAUCGGCCGGAUUCAAAUGCACCGAGUACGAGAAUCUUUCGUUUGGAGUUUGUGCAAUUCACUCGGGCUAUAAACUUUAAAUCUAGAUUAAAUUUUCAAAACAACCUAUCCCUCAUGGGUUUCCUAUGCAGAUAGGGCCUUUUGAAAAUUUAAUCGUGAAAUGUUGAUUUAUGGUUCUCUAGAAAAUAAACAUUGCUUGUAAAAAAAAAACAUUUAAACAAGGUUUUGUUUAGUAUACUCGAAUUCUUGUAAAAUACAUACAAACAUCAUUUAAUAACUUCCAAUCAUCAAAACAGUAGAAACCUCUUUAAAGAUACUCUGAAACACUAUCUCAAAGCACGGACGACGUCCGUGCUUAAAGUAACCGUUCAAGUUACCGAUAAAAAGUUGUAAACUAACAGGCUCCCGUCGCAAAUAAGCAAUCAAUUACAAUUACAACACUGUAACGAGUAUAAACAAAAUAUUUGUUUUUUUUUUUUUA